AUGGGGAAGUCAAGCAAGAGGCGUACGCAAGUAGCUCCAGAGGGGUCAGAUGUAGAGAUGGCCAUGACAAGGGAGAAAAAGAGAUUGGUAAUGCACAAGAUUAGAAUGAUGCAUCCAAGUAUCGACAUCAAGCGAUCGGAUAUCAUACCUUUGAUCCACAAAGCGUGGACUGUAUCCUUCGCUCGGAAAGAACAAAAUCUCCAUGCCAUCAUCGCAAGAGGAUGGUACCAUCUUGACAUGAGACUGUUGAAAGACACAGAUAUCUUGAACACACGGGUGGCUCAUGUCAACACUCCCGAACGAUCCACUGCAGCAUUGGACGAUUCUGGAACUCCACCAACUCCCCGAACAGCAGGAACUCCCGAAUUGGUUGAUUGUAAUGCUACUGCUGACAACAUUGGACCCUUAGCGCUCCUCAACAUGAAUGUUGGCAAUAGCGAAAUCAUGAUUGAUCUUGUUCAAUACAUGCGCAAAAAUGCUGGCGCCCAAGCGGCUCUGCAAGAGCGCAAGGGAAAGGUUGCUCUACGAGGCAACGCCCAUGAAGGUCGCAUGCAAAAGUAUGAAAAGCUCGAACUCGAUCGGCAAAAGCCCAACUCCAAACCAAUCACUGUGAAUCAACUUGCCAUAUGGUUCAGCGUUCGGAAGACGAAGGCAGACAAGAUCCCAAAGCGGAAGGAUCUCCAGAUUGCAUUGAUGGAAGAAUGGGCUGGUCGACCGAUCCUGACGCUCAAACAAUAUCUUCUUGAUCAAGGCAAAGAUGAGAUGUAUGUAAAUAUGGUCUUUGCAGAAAGAGCCAGCAUCGCAGCAGAAGCAGAAGCUGUUGUAGAGGAAGGAUCUGAUGGGGAUGGAUUGUUGGCUGAUCGUCGUCUUGAUAUGACUGCUGUUGCAAAUGGUAGUGAGAAUUCCAUGAUGGUUGAGCUCUGA
Molecule: messenger RNA, 924 nt
Organism: Cylindrotheca closterium
Lineage: Eukaryota; Bacillariophyta; Bacillariophyceae; Bacillariales; Bacillariaceae
Source: the annotation of a GenBank genome assembly